AUGGACUUACAUGAUCCUUCUGAGGAAAUAAAUCAGCAGAGCGAAGGCGAGGAUGACAAAGGGUACGAGGAGGUGAUUGAGGAGAUGGAGGUGGAAGAGGAGUCAUAUAUUAGUGGGUCGUACGAAGAAGCAUACGAUGAGGAAAUGACCGAUGACGAGGAGGAGGAGGAACAGAAGGAAGACCAGGAGAAUCUUCUCUCAUUUUCAACAUUUCCGCUGGAAGCGUUACGCGGCCAGCACAUUAUGGUGGCGGUGGCGUUCAAUCGGUUCAUUGUUAUUGGCACCAAUCGUGGUGUGGUGGCAUUGGUGGAGGGGUCUGGUGUGGUGCUUCGCAUGCUCAACAAUCACAUCGACCCCAUUAGUGACGUGAGCUGCGACAUUAUGGAGGAGCAUGUGGGUUCCUCCGACAAGGCGGGUGUUGUUACUGUGCAGAACCUGAGUGACGAGCAAGAUUUUUAUCGAAGGGAGUUUGAUGUUCCAAUUUAUUCAAUGGCACUUCAUCCAAAAUACAGCCGCAGUGAAGAUCGAGCCAUUCUUUUGGGUGGCGGUGAUAAAGUGAUGCUCAUUACAAAAACGAGAAUUUUAGGCCACCGAAAAAUCACCAUUUUGCAGGAGCGGCGUGGAAAGGUUUACGCGGUACGCUGGUGUGGCCCCGAGUUGAUUGCCUGGGCAAAUGAUCGUGGUGUGCAGCUCUAUAGUUAUACUGGACGGGCGAUGGUGCAUUUUGUAUCUAGACCCGUGGACUCAUCAAGACUGGAGUUUUACCGCUGCUCCCUCGUGUGGGAGGCCCCUCGUACACUUACCUGUGGAUGGGGAGACUGGGUUCAGGUGCUUCACGUCUACGAGCUACGGAUGGAGGAACGGUUGAGAUGGGGAACGGAAUUCAUGUCGAGGACGCAUCGAGUGGAAGUCACGCCGGCUGUUCGAACGCACACAACAACGGAACCAUGUCGUGUAUGUGGUAUCGCUCCAUUUGGUUCAGACCGAUACCUUGUGCUUGCUUGCACUCUUGAGGAAGAAGGCUAUAUGAAGGAACUAGAGGUGCGUAUUGUGGAUCGUACCACGUUUGGUAAUGUAUUUCGUGGACGCCUACAUACAAAACACAAGCAUCCCUUGCAGUACAGUUUAGCCUUUUCUGUUGGUGGAGUUAGCACUCCUGCUCAUGCUGCUGCUUCUUCUUAUACGGUGGAGAAGUCGGUGUCGGCGACAUCCAGGGUAGCACCCACAUCGUUGCCUUCCUCGAUGCCAUUGUUGUCUGACACCGUGCCGGCAUUUGUUUUUUUUAUUGUUUGCGUGGAUGCCAUCAUUAAGGUGACACCCACCGACGACGACCAGCAUGUGGAGUAUCUUCUAAGGGUGGGUCGUUUCAAAGAGGCCUACAGCUACGCCCGCACCCACCCGCUCCGUCAGCAUCAAGCUGUGGACGUUGGCCAUCAGCUCCUGCAGCAUCUGUUUGCGGAGAAGAAGUACGACGAGGUGGCGUCUUCGUUGGCGGAGGUGGUGAAGGAGGAUUAUUUGGAGUGGGAGCGGUGGAUUUGUCAGUUCGAUCAGCAGGGCAUGUCCGAUCUGCUUGUUGAUGUGCUUCCGAUUCAGGGCGGAAAUAGCAGGGAGAUAAAAGGUGACACGGAAGAUGGUCAGGAGAAGGUCACCAGAAUUGGAGAAGAGUACUAUGAGCUUGUGCUACUUCGGUGUCUAGAGAAGAAUGUCUUUCUCUUUCAAAGAGCUGUGCGGAAAUUUAAGGGCAUGUUUCGGCCGGAUGUGGUGAGUCACGCUGCCGAAUUGCGCUAUAACGAUGGAGACAUGCAGGGCAAUGUGGGCGGGGUACCCGACGAACAAAAAAAAGCUCUUGGAGACACGUAUGGGUUGCUGCUAAAACUUGGUGGUCAAUAUGACAGGGCAUUCGAGGUUUUGCUACGGGUGGAUCAAAGUGAUGAGCUCUUCAGUCUUAUACGGGAACAGAAACUCUUUUUGAAAGCAUUGGAGGCCUUGCCUGCGCUGUUCGCCAGGAACGAGGACAGGACCAUCGAGCUCCUCCUGGAACACAUUUACGCGAGAAGCGCUGUUGCGGAUCAGGAAGAAGCAACAGAGGCGUUGCCGUUGCGAUCGUUUCUCACACCGGCGGCCGUCGUGCAACGAUUGGAACGGACGCAGCGUCGUUAUCUGUGGGCAUACCUGAAGGCGUUGCAGACCCGAGACAAGGCAGUGCACGCCGCGCUGUCGGAGACGCAUGCGCAACUCUUUGCGACGCUUUUUAUUGAGAACGAGCCGUCUGGUUUGUUUGCGUUCCUGCAUGAGAAUUCCGCGCACCUUCCCAAGCUAAGGGAGAUAUAUGCACUGUGCAAAAAACACCAGCUCCUGGAGGAGAUGGUUUUCCUGCUUGCGAGGAUGGGAAAAGAGGAGGAGGGCCUUCGAAUCAUUGUGCACGAAAUGAAAAGCAUGAAGAAGGCGGUGCAGUUUAUUGCCGAUGUUCCCAACGAGGAGGAUCAGCUUCACCUCUACAAAAGACUUGUGCACAUGACUCUCGAGAUGAACACCGCACUUCAGAGCCGUCAUGGACAGAAGUACUUUGAGUACCGCCCGACGGAGGGUGAAACGUGGGCAAGCAUAGCCAGGAAGUAUGACAUCGACGAGGGUGAGCUACGCAUGGCUAACGGCGCUGGGAAUCCACUUCCUGGCGGAGUCAGCAGCAGCAGCAGCAGCAGCGGUCGCGUGGCUCCGAUAAGCAACCUUUGCAUUGUACCUCUAAACAUCACGGGGGCACUUUUGCGGGCCAUUGUGGAUCCAUCCAUAAGCGGACGCGUUGCGUUGGAUCCCACGUACGUUGUUGAGCUACUGCCAGAGGACGAGCCCAUGCCACAUGUGGGAAGCCGCAUUGCCAACGUGGCGCGCAGCAAGGCAAAUGAUGUGUGGCUCAUGACGGCCGUCGUGCACGUGGCGACGAGUGACUUGGGGAAGCACUACGAGACGCUGUACAGGCGGCGGGGGGCGGCAAUUCGUGUGGACCCUCGAAUGGCGGUGUGCCCCUUUUGCCACCAGCCAACGUUGGCGGACGUUGUGAUCUUUGGGUGCUCCCACACCUACCACGCCAACUGUGUGAUUGGCUACCUCGCUGGCGAGGGUGUUCUGCUCGUGCAGCCAGCCGAUGUUGAUGUUGGCCGCUUUUUCAAGCACCCGGAGGAAUACCUGAGGCCGGGCUCGCGGAAGGUGUCGCCUCGCUGCCUUGUCUGUUGUGAGGUGCGCGGGGCAGUGAAAUAA
Messenger RNA from Trypanosoma cruzi, 3255 nucleotides. Its product is annotated as vacuolar assembly protein vps41, putative. Gene Ontology annotation, cellular component: HOPS complex; late endosome. Gene Ontology annotation, molecular function: protein binding. Gene Ontology annotation, biological process: protein targeting to vacuole; macroautophagy; endosomal vesicle fusion. Bases 1 to 3255 code for a protein of 1084 amino acids. The transcript has a single exon. The record is from RefSeq and is a predicted model, not a curated record. NCBI's taxonomy places the organism in Eukaryota, Euglenozoa, Kinetoplastea, Trypanosomatida, Trypanosomatidae.